AGUCCCGUUCCCUGCCGCCUCCCUCAGAGGCGAGGGGGAAGGAGAAGAGAGGGGAGGGGGAAGAAAGAGGAGGAAGAAAAAGAAGAAAAAAAAAGAAAAAGGGGAGGGGGGAGGAAAAAAAAAAAAGAGAGAGAACCCCGGCGACGGGAUCAGAGGAGCCGGGCCGUGAGCCUCCGCCCCAUGUGACUGGCGCCCAGGGUGGGGGCAGCGAGGCCUAGCAAACCCCCCUCGCUCGGGGCCGGGAGCGGGAGCGGCGCCGGGGGGGCUGCGGACUGGGCGGAGGCGGCUCUCGGACCCACCGGCGCUGCCGGGAAGGAUGGUUUUGUGAGAAACGGGCGGCGUGAGGAGGAGGAGGAGGAGGAGGAAGGAGCAGCAGCAGCCGCCGCCGCCGCCGGGCGAAGAGCGCGACAGAGACCGAGAGGGGAGGGGGCUUCCCCGGGGGGGGGAAGGGGGGGGCCCGGCGUUUCAUGUGGCGCGUCCCGCCCGUCUCCUCCAGCUGAGCGAGCGAGGGAGCGGCAGGCGGGCCCGCCGAGCCGCCGGGGCGAGGCGAAGGGGGAAGGCAGGAAGAGAGAGGUGAUCGGGGCAGAGCAGGAGCGGGAGACCAUGUCCGGGCGGCCCAGGACCACCUCCUUCGCGGAGAGCUGCAAGCCGGUGCAGCAGCCCUCGGCCUUCGGCAGCAUGAAAGUUAGCCGAGACAAAGAUGGCAGCAAAGUGACUACAGUAGUGGCAACUCCUGGACAAGGUCCGGACCGACCACAAGAAGUUAGCUACACAGACACCAAGGUGAUUGGAAAUGGAUCUUUUGGUGUUGUGUAUCAAGCCAAACUCUGUGAUUCAGGAGAGCUUGUGGCCAUUAAGAAAGUCCUGCAAGAUAAAAGAUUUAAGAACCGAGAGCUCCAGAUUAUGAGAAAGUUGGAUCAUUGUAACAUUGUCCGAUUGCGUUAUUUCUUCUACUCUAGUGGAGAGAAGAAAGAUGAGGUGUACCUCAACUUGGUGCUGGACUAUGUUCCUGAAACAGUAUACAGAGUUGCCAGACAUUAUAGUCGGGCCAAACAGACACUCCCUAUGAUUUAUGUCAAGUUGUACAUGUAUCAGCUGUUCCGGAGUUUAGCCUAUAUCCAUUCCUUUGGGAUCUGCCACCGGGAUAUAAAACCACAGAACCUCUUGCUGGACCCUGAUACAGCUGUUCUAAAACUCUGCGACUUUGGAAGUGCAAAACAGCUGGUUCGUGGAGAACCUAACGUUUCAUACAUCUGCUCUCGGUACUACAGGGCACCAGAGUUGAUCUUUGGAGCCACCGAUUAUACCUCCAGUAUAGAUGUGUGGUCAGCAGGCUGUGUGUUGGCUGAACUGUUACUAGGACAACCAAUCUUUCCAGGUGACAGUGGUGUGGAUCAGUUGGUGGAAAUAAUCAAGGUUCUGGGAACGCCUACAAGGGAGCAAAUUAGAGAAAUGAAUCCAAACUAUACUGAAUUCAAAUUCCCUCAGAUUAAGGCACAUCCAUGGACUAAGGACUCGUCAGGAACAGGACAUUUCACCUCAGGAGUACGGGUCUUCCGGCCCCGCACUCCACCAGAAGCAAUUGCGCUAUGUAGCCGUCUGUUGGAGUACACCCCCACUGCCCGCCUGACUCCCCUGGAGGCCUGUGCGCACUCUUUCUUCGAUGAACUACGGGACCCAAAUGUCAAGUUACCAAAUGGGCGAGAGAAACCUGCACUCUUCAAUUUCACCACUCAAGAACUGUCAAGUAACCCAUCUCUGGCUUCGAUCCUCAUCCCUGCUCAUGCCCGGAACCAAGCAGCUGCUUCAACCCCUACAAACGCUACAGCGGCCUCAGAUGUUAACGCAGGAGAACGAGUUCAGACCAAUAGUGUAGCUACAGCAUCAGCCUCCAACUCCACCUGAACCGGUACCAAGCAGCCAGCUGCACAGGAAAAAUCACCAGUAAUUUGAGUCUUGCUCAGCAACACUGGUCACAUUUGGAAAGAAAAUUAAAAAGAGGAAAAAAAAAAAAAAAAA
Aquila chrysaetos chrysaetos is the source of this 2019-nucleotide messenger RNA. RefSeq names its product glycogen synthase kinase 3 beta (gene GSK3B). Gene Ontology annotation, cellular component: glutamatergic synapse; cytosol; nucleus. NCBI's taxonomy places the organism in Eukaryota, Metazoa, Chordata, Aves, Accipitriformes, Accipitridae. The transcript is spliced from 12 exons. Bases 604 to 1905 code for a protein of 433 amino acids. Gene Ontology annotation, biological process: regulation of microtubule cytoskeleton organization; negative regulation of canonical Wnt signaling pathway; insulin receptor signaling pathway. The record is from RefSeq and is a predicted model, not a curated record. Gene Ontology annotation, molecular function: ATP binding; protein serine/threonine kinase activity; tau-protein kinase activity.